AUGCAGCGCGCGCUGACCCCUCUCGGCGCGCGGUCGGCGUGCCGGCCCCUUGCCCUGCUGCUGCUGCCGCCCGUGCGCGGCCGCAAGACCCGCCACGACCCGCCCGCCAAGUCCAAGGUCGGGCGCGUGAAGAUGCCGCCCGCGGUGGACCCUGCGGAGUUGUUCGUGCUGACCGAGCGGUACCGGCAGUACCGCCAGACCGUGCGCGCUCUCAGGCUGGAGUUCACGCUCGAGGUGCAGAGGAAGGCUUACGAGGCCAGAGCCGGGGUCGAGGCCGAGCGCAAGGCGCAGGCGGAAGUCGCCGAGCACCGGGAGAUGAUGGCCUGGAACCAUGCGGAGAACCGGCGGCUGCAAGAGCUGCGGAUCGCGAGGCUGCGGCAGGAGGCUCAGGAGCGGGAGCUGUGGCAGGCGGAGGAGCAGGCCCGCCGGACGCGCGAGGAGCAGGCUCGGGUCCAGCAGAAGGAGCAGGAAGUGCUGCUGCUGCAGGAGGAGGCAAAGAAGUUCAUCACCCGGGAGAACCUGGAAGCACGGAUAGAAUCAGCAUUGGACACUCCGAAGGACUACAACUGGGCCAUCACCAGAUCAGGGCAGGUGGUCAGGCCUCAGCAGAAAGGCUCCUAGUGGCCCAGUAAGGACAUGCCUGCCUUGUUUUGGGGGAGUAGUAAUACUGGCCUGAUUGGAAGAAUAGUUGGUGCUUCCUAGGAGGAAGGCCUAGCUUUUUCCAGAGUGGCCCCCACAUUCAGACCCACCUUUUUCUGCCCCACAUACAACUUAGGACAGCAUCAGACCCUAGGGAAUUUCCAUCUCAUGGAGAAUUGGACUGAGCUACAUAUGGCCUGCUGCCUCAUAAAUAAAGUUUUACUGGAACUCA
Jaculus jaculus (lesser Egyptian jerboa) is the source of this 871-nucleotide messenger RNA. It is a transcript of the gene Mrps26, whose product is annotated as mitochondrial ribosomal protein S26. The transcript has 4 exons. The record is from RefSeq and is a predicted model, not a curated record. Gene Ontology annotation, cellular component: mitochondrial small ribosomal subunit. The coding region runs from base 1 to 621 and encodes 206 amino acids. Lineage: Eukaryota; Metazoa; Chordata; Mammalia; Rodentia; Dipodidae.